Messenger RNA from Protopolystoma xenopodis, 216 nucleotides. NCBI's taxonomy places the organism in Eukaryota, Metazoa, Platyhelminthes, Monogenea, Polystomatidea, Polystomatidae. The record is from the annotation of a GenBank genome assembly.
AUACGUUAUUUGUCAGACCAGAACAAAAAAUUGAGUGAUGAAGUGCGUGAUCUCAAGUCACAAUGGGGCCGAGGCUCAGAUAAAGUAAAGCAGCUCUACGAUGAUGAGCAGCGGUCCCUCCGCAACUUAGUUGAUACGGCAGAACGGGAGAAAGCUGAUUCGCUGGCCCAACUUGCAUCGCUAAAGCAGACAAUCCGGAACCAGGAAAGCGAGUAA